GAGAACCGCUGAUGACCAGCUAGCUAAUGUUAUGUAAAUUCUCUGAACCGACCAUGCAGUCAUCAAAUGUUAGGUCCUAAAGCAGAUGUUCCGUCGUUUAUGUUUUGACAAUGGCAAGCGGGUGCUUCUGAGAGGCAUGAAUGACUUUGCAGUUCUUAACACAGGGCGGAAGAUGCCCCUGCUUGGACUAGGGACAUGGAAAAGUGAGCCAGGAAAGGUGAAACAAGCAGUUAUUUGGGCAUUGGAGGCUGGCUUUCGCCAUAUUGACUGUGCAGCCAUCUAUGGAAAUGAAGUUGAAAUCGGAGAAGCCCUGCAUGAAACAUUUGGCCCUUGCAAGGCCCUGAGAAGAGAGGAUGUGUUCAUCACAUCCAAGCUGUGGAAUACCUGCCAUCACCAAGAGGCUGUGGAGCCAGCUCUCCUGAAGACUCUGAAGGACCUGAAGCUGGAGUACCUGGACCUCUACCUCAUCCACUGGCCCUAUGCCUUCCAACAAGGAAAUGUUCCUUUCCCCAAAAAGGAGGACGGUACCUUGCUGUAUGAUGAUAUAGACUACAAGCUGACAUGGGCUGCCAUGGAGAAGCUGGUGGAGAAGGGCCUUGUCAGAUCCAUCGGCUUGUCCAACUUCAACAGUAGGCAGAUAGAUGAUGUCCUGUCAAUUGCCAGAAUUAAACCCACUGUCCUACAGGUAGAGAGUCACCCUUACUUAGCUCAGGUAGAGCUGCUGGCCCACUGUCAUGACCGGGGCCUGGUGAUGACAGCCUACAGCCCCCUGGGCUCUCCUGACCGGGCUUGGAAACAUCCAGAUGAACCAGUUCUGCUUCAGGAGCCUGUGAUUGCUGCACUAGCAGAGAAAUACAAAAAGUCCCCUGCUCAAAUUAUCCUGAGGUGGCAGACACAAAGAGGAGUGGUAACAAUCCCCAAAAGUGUGACAAAGUCCCGUAUUAAAGAGAACAUUCAGGUGUUUGACUUUCUCCUUGAAGAAGAGGAAACUAAAAGUAUUACAGCCCUGCACAAAGGCUGGCGGUACAUUGUACCAAUGAUCCAAGUGGAAGGAGAACGUGUUCCCAGAGAUGCAGGGCAUCCUCACUACCCUUUUAACGACCUCUACUGACGACUCAGACUCCAAACUAAAUUUGUGCCUUUAACAUCCUCAAUACCACCCUCUACAUCACUAAUAAGUAUUUGUCUUCAGAUUAUGUCAAAUCCUGCUCCUCGUGAUGAACAAUGGAAAAUCAAGUAUUCCUGCAUACAUUCUACGUACAUAUUUUUAAAAUAAAUAUUUUGUUACUUCACUUG
Molecule: messenger RNA, 1296 nt
Organism: Etheostoma cragini (Arkansas darter)
Lineage: Eukaryota; Metazoa; Chordata; Actinopteri; Perciformes; Percidae
Gene: akr1a1b
Product: aldo-keto reductase family 1, member A1b (aldehyde reductase)
Exons: 9
Coding region: 86-1111 (341 amino acids)
Biological process (GO): aldehyde catabolic process
Cellular component (GO): cytosol
Molecular function (GO): aldose reductase (NADPH) activity
Source: RefSeq, a predicted model, not a curated record